AUUAUCUCUCCCUCUCUCCGCAAAAACACCUCCUCUCUUUUCUCUCUCCUCACAAAAACCCAAAUCAACCCUAUCGUCGCUUCCCCCCCUCCCCUCCUCCCUUCCCACCGGAAAACCGCCUUUCUCUCUCCUCUUUCCCGGCGGCGAUCGCUUUACCGCUACAAUCCUCCGAUUCCUCAAUACUUAUUCCAUACUAAGGAAGUAAAUAAUUAUUUCCCGAUUUCACAAAAAACAACAGAAUAUAUAAAGAGAAAUAUCAAUUUUUUUUUGAAAUAGUAGUCCCCUCCUUUUUUGUGUGUUUGAUUUCCCGGCCAUUUUCCGACGUGAUUUUCCGAGUAGGUGUGCGCGCGAUUAUUUAACCGGCGCAUCCUUUUCUCUCUCCUCUUUUCAUUGAUACCUUCAAUUGGACCCCGAUUUUUGCAGGAUUUGUUCUGGAGUUGUUGCUUUAGGCAUUAAGCUGGUAACUACUUUUAGAGUAGAAGAUAACAAUUCCAUGAUAGAGGAUGGCAUUUUUUAGGGAUUAUACGAGGGAGACAGUCACCCACAGAGCCAUGGAGGACAAGAAUGUUAGUCACACUGUGAAUAGAGUACACAACUCAAUUGACAUAGAUUUGAAUUCGAGUGAAAAUGAUUUUGAAAUGAAGAUAGAUGGACAUUAUCAAAGUGAUGGUGAACCGGGUGCUAGCAGACUACCCAAUGAGGUGGCUGUCAAUGGUGGUGCUGACAUGGAGCCUUCAACUUCCCAUACAUAUGAGAGAAGAAGUAGAGGUACAGCUGAGAAAUGGGGGUCUACUUUCUGGAAAGGCAGUCAGGCAGUGGCUUCCCAUGAUGUUUCAGACUCUGGACAUGAAUCUAGAAGUGGUUCGGAGUAUAGAAACGAUGAAGGGUCCGAAGGUAAUUCGUUUGGCGGGGAGGAUAGAUUAGAGUUAGAAGAAUACGAAGGGCAGAAGGAAUCAGAAAAGGUUCCUGCAGAUGAGAUGUUAUCCGAUGAGUAUUAUGAGCAAGAUGGGGAUGAUCAGAAUGAUUCAUUGCAGUAUAGAGGUUUGAAUCCUGUUACAUCCAAUCCAAGACCACAAUCAAGGACCACCAUGCCAGCUAACUCAAACCGGAGAGCUUAUGAUGAUGACGAAUAUGCAGAGGAGGAAGAUGAUGACGAAGCAGAUGAAGAUGACCCUGAUGACGCAGAUUUUGAUCCUGAUGGGGUUGUUGCUGACCGGACAAGGGUGAAGGACGAUGACUGGGAAAUCGAGGAUUCAGAAGAAGAGGUUGAAAGUGAAGGAGAGGUUGAAGUUUCAGAUGACGAUGAUGCAUACUAUAAGAAGAAGCCCAGGGUUGGUCAGCGAGUCAAAAGUGGAGGAAAUGCAAGGGCUAGUAAGGGGCAGAGGUCUCUCUCUGCCCCUACUCGAAGAAGAAAAGGUAGGGUAUCAGAUGAUGAGAUUUCUGCUGAGGAUUCAGAGGAUGAUAGUGAUGAGAAUUUUAGGACAAAAAGAGGUGCUCAUCUCCGCAAAAACAGCAACCUUGGGCGAAAAAACGAGGCUCGCACUUCUACCAGGUCAAUUCGCAAGGUUUCAUAUGCUGAAAGUGAGGAAAGUGAAGAAGUUGAUGAAGGGAAAAAUAAAAAGUCUAAGGAGGAUAUGGACGAGGAGGAUGCUGACGCAAUUGAAAGGGUUUUAUUCCAUCAGCCAAAAGGGAUGGCUGAAGAAGCUAUCAGAGCCAACAAAUCUACUCAACCUGUAUUGCUAAGCCACUUGUUUGAAACUGAAUUAGAUUGGAAUGAGAUGGAAUUUCUUAUUAAAUGGAAAGGGCAAUCUCAUCUUCACUGCCUGUGGAAACCAUUAGCUGAGUUGCAAAAUCUCAGUGGCUUCAAGAAAGUUUUGAACUACAUGAAAAAAGUUGCGGAGGAUGUAAGGUUUCGGAGGUCUGUAUCCCGUGAAGAGAUUGAGGUCCAUGAUGUAAGCAAGGAAAUGGAUUUGGAUCUUUUUAAACAAAAUUGUCAGGUGGAGAGAGUAAUUGCUGAUAGGAUAAACAAAGAUAGUUCAGGUGAGGUGACUCCUGAGUAUCUGGUGAAGUGGCAAGGAUUAUCUUAUGCUGAAGUUACCUGGGAAAAAGAUAUAGAUAUUGCAUUUGCUCAGGAAGCUAUUGAUGAGUACAAGGCUCGUGAAGUCACUAUAGCAGUGCCAGGAAAAACAGUGGAUUCACAGCGUAAGAAAAUCAGAGGAAGUUUGCGGAAGCUGGAAGAGCAGCCUGAAUGGCUGAAAGGAGGAAAAUUACGUGACUAUCAGCUUGAGGGUUUAAAUUUUCUUGUUAAUAGCUGGAGAAAUGACACUAAUGUCAUCCUAGCUGAUGAAAUGGGUCUGGGAAAAACUGUUCAAUCAGUUUCUAUGCUUGGUUUUUUACAGAAUGCGCAACAAAUCAAUGGUCCAUUUCUCGUGGUUGUACCACUGUCUACCUUGUCCAACUGGGCGAAAGAAUUUAGGAAAUGGCUUCCAAGUAUGAAUGUUAUUGUGUAUGUUGGAACUCGUGCUAGCAGAGAGGUUUGUCAGAUGCAUGAGUUUUACAGUGAAAAGAAUACAGGCAGAUUCAUCAGGUUUGAUGCUUUGUUGACAACAUAUGAAGUUAUUCUGAAGGAUAAGGUGGUGCUUUCAAAGAUCAAGUGGAGCUACCUAAUGGUUGAUGAGGCUCACCGUCUAAAAAAUAGUGAAGCGUCAUUAUACACUUCUCUCUUGGAAUUUAGCACCAAGAACAAGUUGCUCAUUACUGGAACUCCAUUACAGAAUAGUGUAGAGGAGCUAUGGGCUCUGCUUCACUUCCUCGAUUCUGAUAAGUUCAGGAACAAAGAUGUCUUUGUUCAAAACUACAAAAACCUCAGUUCAUUCAAUGAGAUUGAACUUGGGAAUCUUCACAGUGAGUUGAGACCUCACAUCCUCAGGAGAGUUAUUAAGGAUGUGGAGAAAUCUUUGCCACCUAAAAUUGAACGAAUUCUUAGGGUUGAAAUGUCCCCACUUCAGAAACAGUAUUAUAAGUGGAUUUUGGAACGGAAUUUCCAUGACUUGAAUAAAGGUGUUAGGGGAAAUCAGGUUUCACUACUGAAUAUUGUGGUGGAGUUGAAAAAGUGUUGCAACCACCCAUUCUUAUUUGAAAGUGCUGAUCAUGGUUAUGGUGGCGAAACCAGUGAUGGAAGCAAACUUGAGCGUAUGAUACUUAGUAGUGGAAAGCUAGUGAUUCUUGAUAAGCUGCUUGUGAGAUUGCAUGAAACAAAACAUCGGGUCCUUAUAUUCUCACAGAUGGUGAGGUUGUUGGACAUAUUGGCAGAGUAUUUGUCUUUGAGAGGUUUCCAGUUUCAAAGGCUUGAUGGUAGUACUAAGGCUGAGUUAAGACACCAGGCUAUGGAGCAUUUUAAUGCCCCAGGAAGUGAUGAUUUCUGCUUUCUUCUCUCCACCCGGGCUGGUGGACUGGGCAUAAACCUGGCAACUGCUGAUACCGUUAUUAUAUUUGAUUCAGACUGGAACCCUCAGAAUGAUUUGCAGGCAAUGAGUAGAGCUCACAGGAUUGGACAGCAAGAAGUUGUUAAUAUCUAUCGUUUUGUAACGAGUAAAAGUGUUGAAGAAGAUAUCCUUGAAAGGGCGAAGAAAAAGAUGGUCCUUGAUCAUCUGGUGAUCCAGAAGCUAAAUGCAGAGGGUAAAUUAGAGAAGAAAGAGGCUAAGAAGGGUGUUACCUUUGACAAAAAUGAACUUUCGGCAAUUUUGAGGUUUGGAGCUGAGGAGCUAUUCAAGGAAGAGAAAAAUGAAGAGGAGAGCAAAAAGAGACUUUUGAAUAUGGAUAUAGAUGAAAUUCUUGAGAGGGCAGAGAAGGUUGAGGUCAAGGGAGCUGAAGGGGAGCAAGCAAACGAACUUCUAAGUCAAUUUAAGGUUGCAAACUUUUGCAAUGCUCAAGAUGAUACUACUUUCUGGAGCCGCUGGAUAAAGCCGGAUGCUGUUGGGGAAGCAGAGGAGGCGUUGGCUCCUCGAGUUGCAAGAUUUAAUAAGAGUUAUGUGGAGCCUGUCCAACCUGAUGGAAGCAACAAAAGGAAAAGAAAGGAAACUCCGUCUAUUAGGGCAAAUUCAAAACGCCGUAGAGGAGAGUCUUCUAAUAUGGUUCCAAUGAUUGACGGUGCCUCAGCUCAAGUAAGAGACUGGUCUUGUGGAAAUUUGCCAAAGAGAGAUGCAACGCGUUUUGCAAAAGCAGUUAUGAAGUUUGGCAAUGCAAGCCAAAUGAACUUAAUUGCAGCUGAGGUUGGAGGUGCAGUUGAGGCAGCUCCAGUGGAUUCUCAGAUAGAACUUUUUGAUGCUUUAAUUGAUGGGUGUCAAGAGGCAGCUAAGGAAGCAAAGAUUGAUCCAAAGGGUCCUCUUUUGGACUUCUUUGGUGUGCCUGUAAAGGCUAAUGACAUGGUCAACCGUGUAGAGCAGCUUCAACAUGUAGCUAAGCGGAUUGGUCGCUAUGAAGAUCCCAUUUCGCAGUUCCGAGUGCUAAAGUACUUGAAACCUGCAAAUUGGUCAAAAGGGUGUGGGUGGAAUCAAAUUGAUGAUGCAAGAUUGCUGUUGGGCGUGCAUUACCAUGGGUUUGGCAAUUGGGAAAAAAUCCGGUUAGAUGAAAGGCUUGGUUUAACUAAGAAGAUUGCCCCAGUUGAGCUUCAAACACAUGAAACUUUCCUUCCACGUGCUCCCAAUUUGAAGGAUCGUGCUUCCGCACUACUUGAAAUGGAACUUUCUGCUGGUGCUGGGAAAAAUUCUUGUCCCAAGGGGCGCAAUAAAUCUUCAAAAAACAUUGAUAAUUUUCAAAGUUUAGCAAAGCCUCGUAAAGGUCGGGGGAGGCCGAGUUCCCCCAAACAUUCAACUCAGAUUGAGAAAAGGCCCCAAAGAACCCAGAAAGCUGAACCUUUAGUUAAAGAGGAAGGUGAAAUGUCUGAUAAUGAAGAGGUAUAUGAGCAAUUUAAGGAAGUCAAAUGGAUGGAAUGGUGUGAAGAUGUUAUGAUGGAUGAGGAAAGAACGUUGAAACGUCUUCAAAAGUUGCAGACUACCAGCGCUGACCUUCCGAAGGAGAAGGUGCUCUCAAAGAUCCGUAAGUACUUGCAACUUAUUGGCAGGAGAGUUGACCAAGUUGUUUUUGCACACGAGCGUGAGCCACAUAAACAAGAUCGGAUGAUGAUGCGAUUAUGGAAAUACGUUUCAACCUUUUCUAAUUUGACUGGGGACAGACUAUGUCAAAUUUAUUCCAAACUUAAGCAUGAACAGGAAGAUGAAGCUGGGGCGGGACCCUCCCAUAUCAACGGACAUAAUGAUUUCCAACGUCAGUCAGCUAGAUUGAAGGGACUAAAGAACAAUAACUCGUAUCAAUCAGCUGAACCAGAUCUUAAAAUACAUGAUCCAGCAAAGUUUGAGGCAUGGAAACGGAAGAAAAGAGCCGAGACAGAUGCUUUCUUAGAGGCUGAAGGCCCUUUCCAGAAACCUUCUAGCAAUGGCCCAAGAUUGCCCGCAUCUAAUUCUUUGGGAAUACUGGGUGCUGCACCAACUGACAGCAGACCAUAUAGUAGUAAUGAGAGGCCGUAUAAGAUGCGUCAGAGUGGUCUUCAACAACGGCAAGGUUUCUCAUCAGGCAUUAGGUAACUGUUACAUGGUGGUUGGAUGGAGUCCAUUUGAGUAGCACCUCAAUUUUUUUGGCCCCUGGGAUAAAUAAAAAUCUAUCUGUCGACAAAAUGGCCAAUGCUAAGCCUUGGCAUGUCAGAUAGGAGUGUCCUGGUUAGCCUCGAUGGCUAAGAAAGAAAGCAUGAUCAUCUACACAUUGACAUAAGCAGUGGCAAGUGACAAGAGACAAAUGAAGAAGGCAGUUGAGCCCUGCAAAUAGCGGUGUUUUGUUUUUCUCUAGUAGAUAGAGGCCAACAAUUUGUUUACAAUUAUAGCUUAAAGUAGAAAAAAGGAUGUAGAGAAGGUCUUUAACCUAGUUUCUCUGUAAUCUACUCAUACUGGGUAGAUCACUGUAUUUAGUACUUACCGGAGUUACCGCACCUUCAAAAAUGUACAUUACUCAGUUUUGUUAUCAAAAUCAAAUUUUGGUCAUUGUAAGCUGCUUGUAGAUACUUUUUGAUUGUUGGUAAUAGUUUACUUCCCUAUAGUAAGGUUGAUCACA
Spinacia oleracea (spinach) is the source of this 6162-nucleotide messenger RNA. RefSeq names its product protein CHROMATIN REMODELING 5. The transcript is spliced from 31 exons. The record is from RefSeq and is a predicted model, not a curated record. Lineage: Eukaryota; Viridiplantae; Streptophyta; Magnoliopsida; Caryophyllales; Amaranthaceae. Gene Ontology annotation, cellular component: chromatin; nucleus. Gene Ontology annotation, molecular function: ATP-dependent chromatin remodeler activity; histone binding; DNA binding. Bases 504 to 5642 code for a protein of 1712 amino acids. Gene Ontology annotation, biological process: nucleosome organization.